CGCCCGGAGAGCGGCUGGAGACACCAGGCGCCCGCUCCGCCCUCCCCGCGGCGAGCGGCAUUCGGGUGAUGUGACUGAGCCGCCCCCGCCCGCCUUUCGCUCCUCUCCCCGUUGUAUGUGCCCGUGUUUCCCGGCGGAGGAAGAGCAUGGAGAAUGAUGAACUUCCGUCAGAGGAUGGGAUGGAUUGGCGUGGGAUUGUAUCUAAUAGCAAGCGCAGCAGCAUUUUACUAUGUCUUUGAGAUCAAUGAGACUUACAACAGACUAGCCCUGGAGCAUAUUCAGCAACCCCCUGAGAAACUCAGAGAAGAAGCCACUUGGAUGCACUCCUUAAAAACACGACUGCUGUCUGUACCCUUUUGGCUGUGGGCCAUUAUCUUUUUAAUUCCUUAUUUCCAAAUGUUCUUGUUCCUGUAUUCCUGUACAAGAGCUGAUCCCAAAACAGUGGGCUAUUGCAUCAUUCCUAUUUGCUUGGCUGUUGUUUGCAACCGUCACCAAACAUUUGUGAAGGCCUCCAAUCAAAUCAGCAGACUGCAACUGAUUGACACUUAAAUCAUUCUGCAUUUUCCCAUGAGCGAUUUUAGAUAAUAUGAAGAUGCUUGGCUAUGUCAACUGAAGAUAUGAAUGGAACUUGAAAUUCUUUUUGUCAAUGUUAACUACUGAAUAGAGCAUCUACUUUCUAUUUUUUUAAACAACUUGAUUUUAAGUAUGGGUGCAUUCUGUUUGGUGGAAAAAUAGCCUUCUUUGAGACUAGAGGGCGACUUCCUUCAUAUUUGCCUUAUGAUGCAGAAUUUUUACACUCCACUGGAAGUUCUUGUGGGGAAAUGUAUUUGAAACCUUGCUUCACUGUGCACUCUCUCUCCCCUCCCCACAAAUCUACAACCUUCCCCUAAGAGGAGAAUUGGUGAAAAUUGACUUUUCUUUUGUUAUAAUGUGUAAAGUUUGGAAUGAUCAUAGAAGUGGCAUUUAAGAUAUUGUGCUUUCUCUUUUAAUAAUGUUGCACUCAAUAAAACAGGGCUCCAUUCAAA
This is a messenger RNA of Elgaria multicarinata webbii, 1025 nucleotides long. It is a transcript of the gene LYSET, whose product is annotated as lysosomal enzyme trafficking factor. The coding region runs from base 154 to 549 and encodes 131 amino acids. The record is from RefSeq and is a predicted model, not a curated record. NCBI's taxonomy places the organism in Eukaryota, Metazoa, Chordata, Lepidosauria, Squamata, Anguidae. The transcript has 2 exons.